GCCCAACAAAACCGCUGAAAUAGCUUCAAGACCCUAUUUUUAAAAUUUUUUUUUCUUUCGCCUUUUCUAUCCGUCUCUUCACGGACGCUCCUUCGCCAAAUUUCACUAAUGAUUGCUUUGUUAUCGGUGGUACGGGAAACGACAAAACCUUCAAGCCGACCGCCAUUUUAAUUGAAGAACAUUAAGUUCAGCUAGUUAACACUUGGCAACAUGGUUCGCCAUUUUUAUUUAAUAAAUUUGGAUGUUCUUCGUUGAGAUUGAUGGUUGGGCUGCUUGGAAUAGGGGAAAAUCAAAAUGAAGAAAUCACCAUUGCCGCUGCAAAACAUAUGUGGCUCUGAUAAGCAGAUAUCUGAAAAGGAAGCUUUAACUAAGCUCCUGAGAUGGCACUUUGGACACGCGGAGUUUAGGGGCAAACAGCUGGAGGCUAUACAAGCCGUUUUAUCAGGACGCGAUUGUUUUUGUCUAAUGCCAACUGGGGGAGGAAAAUCAAUGUGUUACCAGAUACCUGCACUGGCAAAAACCGGAAUCGUGCUUGUUGUUUGUCCAUUAAUAGCCUUAAUGGAAAACCAGGUGAUUGCAUUGAAGGAGAAAGGUAUUGCUGCUGAGUAUCUCUCUUCAACCCAGACAUUACAAGUCAGAAAUAAGAUCCAUGAAGACCUUGAUUGUGGAAAACCAUCUGUAAGGCUGCUGUACGUAACGCCAGAAUUGGUUGCUACACUGGGGUUCAUGUCCAAGCUGACCAAGAUUCAUGCUAGAGGACUGUUAAAUCUCAUUGCUAUAGAUGAGGCUCACUGCAUCUCAACAUGGGGUCAUGAUUUCAGGCGUAGCUACCGCAAGCUUUCAUCUUUGAGGAAUCACCUACCAGAUAUUCCAAUAUUAGCUUUGACAGCCACUGCUGUUCCUAAAGUCCAGAAGGAUGUAAUCAACUCCCUAAACUUGCAAAAGCCUUUAGUCUUAAAGUCCUCUUUCAAUCGUCCAAAUAUAUAUUAUGAAGUUCGAUACAAGGAUCUUCUGAAAGAUGCCUAUGCUGAUUUGUGUGAAGUACUUCAUUCCAGUGGAGAUAUCUGUACAAUUGUUUAUUGCCUUGAGCGAACAACUUGUGAUGACUUGUCUGCUCAUCUUUCAAAGAAUGGCAUUUCUUGUGCUGCUUAUCAUGCAGGGUUGAACAAUAAAUUGCGAAGUUCUGUUUUAGAUGACUGGCUUUCUUCUAAGAUACAAGUUGUUGUGGCCACAGUGGCUUUUGGGAUGGGUAUAGAUAGGAAGGAUGUUAGAAUGGUUUGCCACUAUAAUAUUCCAAAAUCAAUGGAAGCCUUCUAUCAAGAGUCAGGGAGAGCAGGUCGUGAUCUAUACCACUCUAGAAGUAUAUUGUACUAUGGAGUGGAUGAUCGCAGGAGAAUGGAGUUUAUUUUGAGCAAUUCGGGGAGCAAAAAAUUGCAGUCCUCAAGUUCACAGGAUGAAUUGACAAAAAAGAGUAUUUCAGACUUUCAUCAGAUGGUUGAAUAUUGUGAAGGUUCUGGGUGCCGGAGGAAAAAAAUUCUUGAGAGCUUUGGGGAACAGGGUCCUGCAUCAUUAUGUAAAGAAUCAUGUGAUGCCUGCAAGAAUCCUAAGCUAGUUGCCAAGUAUUUGGAGGAGCUUGCUACAACUUGUGCUCUAGGGCAGAGAAAGGGGUUUUCUCGAAUCAUGAUAAGCAGCUCCACUGAUAUGUUUGGCGAAGGUCAGUUCUCUGAAUUUUGGAACCGUGAUGAAGCAAACGGGUCUGAAGAAGAUAUCUCUGAUUGUGAUGAUGGAAUGGAGCUUGUGGAUGGUGUAUCAAGGUCACAAUUGUCAGAAAGAUUACAACCUGAGGAAAGGAUGGAGCUCUUGGAGCGUGCUGAAGAAAGUUACUACCACAAACAAAAGCAGGUUAGUUCUAAAUCAGUUAGUCAGAUUGAGUUUGAUUCAUCAUCUGCUCUGCUUGAAAAUGAAUGCUACAAGAAGUAUGGGAAGAGUGGGAAAUCAUUUUAUUAUUCACAAGUAGCCAGCACCAUAAGGUGGUUAUCAACUACAAGUUCUGGUGAGUUAACAAACCGGCUUGGCAGCAGCACCAGAACUUCCCCUUCCGAGAAGAUUAUGACCAGGGAUGAGCCUCCUGUGACAGUGUCGCCUUUGGAGCUUAGGAAAAUAGAAAAUAUUGACGAUCUUAGUGCCUACAGUAGACCAGCAACCACUAGUAGUGAUGCACCAUCUGAUACUAAUUCUCCCAGAAAAAGGCUGCCAGUAAUUCCAUCAUUCUCGGAGUUUGUUAACAGCAGAAAGCCAAAGAACAGCGAAACAAAUUCAUUGCAGAAGCAAAUACAUAGACCCAUUGAUAAGAAACCAGAGAAGAGAACGAGGUUGCAAUAGGCUGCGUGUUGAGGUGACCCUGGCCAUGUCUCCUCACAUGGCUUAGCUUAGUCACUACAUUUCACGUCGGCGAAACCUGAAGAGAACUAGUACAUCAACGAAGGGCCUCAUGGCUGCUUCCAACUUUCAACUUACCUGUUCCUCAAGGUGAUGAACUAAAACCUGAAGAAAACUUGUAUAUCCACGAAGGGCCUCAUGGCUGCUUCCAACUUUCAACUUACCUGUUCCUCAAGGUGAUGAACUAAAACCUGAAGAAAACUUGUAUACCAACAAAGGGCAUGGUGGCUGCAUCUAACUUUCAACUUACAUGUUCCUCUAGGUGAUGAACUAAAAGUUGUAAGUUUUGCCUAGAUCACUUUCUUUGGUACGUACUUUGCAAAUUGGUAACAACAUGUAGUUCUCGUUUAUAUGCC
Messenger RNA from Carica papaya (papaya), 2795 nucleotides. The record is from RefSeq and is a predicted model, not a curated record. Lineage: Eukaryota; Viridiplantae; Streptophyta; Magnoliopsida; Brassicales; Caricaceae.